Molecule: messenger RNA, 1677 nt
Organism: Carica papaya (papaya)
Lineage: Eukaryota; Viridiplantae; Streptophyta; Magnoliopsida; Brassicales; Caricaceae
Product: cytochrome P450 CYP73A100-like
Molecular function (GO): iron ion binding; oxidoreductase activity, acting on paired donors, with incorporation or reduction of molecular oxygen; heme binding
Source: RefSeq, a predicted model, not a curated record
AUGGCCGUAACUCGUCACCUUCUUUCCAAGCCAAUCUCUUUCGUUGCUCUCAUCACCUUUUCAAUUUCCUCAUUGCUUCUUUUCCCAUCUCAAAUCUCCUCAAUCACCCUCUCUUUACCUCUGCUUAUCUUCUUCCUAUACUCCAUUUUCAACUCAUCAUCUUCAACCAAGCUCCCUCCUGGUCCACUCUCUGUUCCAGUCUUCGGAAACUGGCUCCAAGUUGGAAAUGACCUUAACCACAGACUCCUUGCUUCCAUGGCUGAAACUUACGGCCCCGUGUUCCUCCUCAAACUCGGGUCCAAAAAUCUCGCCGUCGUCUCCGACCCAGAGCUCGCAGCCCAGGUUUUGCAUACACAGGGCGUGGAGUUCGGCUCUCGCCCGCGCAACGUCGUGUUCGAUAUCUUCACCGGAAACGGGCAGGAUAUGGUGUUCACCGUUUAUGGCGAGCACUGGCGGAAGAUGCGCAGGAUCAUGACUCUCCCGUUCUUUACCAACAAGGUCGUGCGCCAUUACAGUGACAUGUGGGAGGAGGAGAUGGAGCUGGUUGUUCGUGAUUUGCAGAGGGACGAUGAUGAGAAAGGGAAGAAGAGAAGAGGGGUGGUUGUUCGGAGACGUCUGCAACUUAUGCUGUAUAAUAUUAUGUAUAGGAUGAUGUUUGAUGCCAAGUUCGAGUCAGAAGAAGAUCAUUUGUUUGUUCAGGCAACUGGGUUCAAUUCAGAGAGGAGCAGAUUGGCUCAGAGCUUUGAGUAUAACUAUGGUGAUUUUAUUCCUCUGCUGAGACCUUUCUUGAGGGGAUACUUGAAUAGGUGCAGAGAUUUGCAGAAGAGGAGGCUGGCGUUCUUUAACAACAACUAUGUUGAAAAAAGAAGGAAAAUAAUGGCUGCCAAUAAAGAGAACCACAAGAUAACAUGUGCUAUUGAUCACAUAAUAGAGGCCCAACUGAAAGGAGAGAUCACUGAAGAAAACGUGCUCUACAUAGUAGAAAACAUCAAUGUGGCAGCGAUUGAAACGACAUUAUGGUCGAUAGAAUGGGCAAUAGCCGAGCUGGUGAACCAUCCAGAAGUUCAGAAAAAAAUCCGAGACGAAAUUCGAGCAGUCUUGAAGAAAAAUCCAGCGACAGAAUCCAAUCUACAAGAGCUUCCAUAUUUGCAGGCAGUGGUAAAGGAGACCCUCAGGCUCCACACGCCAAUCCCACUUCUGGUGCCGCACAUGAAUUUAGAAGAAGCUAAGCUUGGUUGGUUCACAAUUCCAAGAGAGUCUAAGGUGGUGGUGAACGCAUGGUGGCUGGCUAAUAAUCCUAAAUGGUGGAAAGAUCCAGAGAAUUUCAGACCAGAAAGAUUUCUGGAGGAAGAAACCAGGACAGAAGCUGUGGCCGGAGGGAAGGUUGAUUUCAGAUUCUUGCCAUUCGGGAUGGGGAGGAGGAGCUGUCCAGGAAUCAUACUGGCGCUGCCAAUACUGGGCCUUGUGAUUGCAAAACUAGUUAGCAACUUUGAGAUGAAGACUCCUCCAGGAGUAAAGAAGAUUGAUGUGAGUGAGAAGGGAGGACAGUUCAGCCUCCACAUCGCCAAACAUUCUACUGUUGUCUUCGAACCUGUUCUGUUGCCACAAUAAUUUGGAUCCUCCAACCUUGAGUACUUUUUCGACAUUAAUUUCAUGUUCAAUUUGAGAACGGGAUUG